UGUUUUUAAGGCUUCGCCGAGUGCUUCCGGGAAAACAUUUGUUGAGUUAUACGCGUGGGUGCCGUUGGCGCCGGGAAAACGAGCAGCGGUUUCCAAGUCUCGCGUGUGCAUGGGAACGCAGCGAAGGUGAGAAGUCGCGCGCGCUAGCGCAACGCACGAGGCGGCGCUGACACUGAACAGGCGGAUGCGAACGGAAGAAAAGAGGCGCUGUGGCCCAUCCACUUGAGCCGAGCGACGGUGACGGUUUUGGACGGCGGAUACGCGUCGCCCCGGCCUGUUUAAAUCGCCCAGCCUCGGCGUCGCGUCUCCUCUCAGCCUUCGUCCACCGUCGCAGCAAAACCAUACUCCGUCUCCUCGCUCUAUCGCGCUCCAUUAAUUGCUCUCGCAACAAGGACUCCAUCGUCUUAUCCGAUGCUGGUGCAGAGGACUCGUCGAUGCUGGUGACCAGGGACGCGCUGCUGUCACAGCUCCAGAAGGACCGACUUCGCCAGGAGAUCAUCCUGGCCGAGCUCGCCAAGAUAGAGCGUGCCAUGGCCCUGCGUGCCAGCCCGGGGGCGCCCUUCUCGGUCGUCAAGCUCCAGGAGAUGCCGCGCAGCAGAGAAGCGUUUGGUUCUGCAGACCUUAUUGUCGCCGUGGGUGUGGACAACGGUAUGGAGGAGAAGAAAGAUUCCGCAACAAGCCUUCAGGCAUCGAGUUUGGUUCACCGCAAGAUGCCUGCCGCCGAAUAUCUCGUCCGUGAAUGCCUGAAGACUUCUUGCGGUGCUGGUAACGCUGCAGGUCGGCGGCAAAAUGCAGCACUUGAUGAGACUAGGUUGCCCAAGGAGACGACGCCUCCUUUAAUAAAAUGGAGGUGUGACAUCUGCCUGGUGGAAGCACCGACCAAGGGCCACUUGCAACAGCAUUGUGCAGGGCACAAACACAAGUCUAAAGUAGCAACCUUGGUACCAAGAAACAAUGCCAACAGUCACAAAGCGAACGCAGCAGCUGCUGCGAAUCCCGGAGAUGUGCGUCAAUCUGACGAAAAGCCACGUCUAACCUGGGUCUGCAGGUUCUGCCAAUCCAACUGCACCUGCAGAUCAGACCUGGAGAGCCACCUGAGAGGCAAAAGGCACAAAGCAAAGAUCCAGUGCCUGCUGGAAGAAUGCAAGAACAUGGCAGUGAUCUAUAGCUAUAGGUCGGCGAAUUCACAGCCAAACCUUGCGACACAGGAAGAGGACAACGGCCCUGCUUCAGCAUGGAAUUGCAGGCUGUGCCAAGCCAAGUGCAAUUGUCCGUCAGACUUGGCCAACCACCUAAGAGGCAAGAGACACCAGCUGAAUUUUCUGGUUCUACAGGUGGAAGGCAAGCAGUAUCUGUCAGAGUGGGGUUGCGGUAUCUGUCAGGCCAAAUGUGACUCUGUAUCUCAGCUGGAGAGCCACUGGAGCAGCAGGGGACACCAGCAGAAGGUACAAGCUCUGCGGGGAGGAGGCCAAACCGCAAGUUCUGUGGACGAGGGGAUACAUAGGACGACGUAUGUUUGCAAGCUCUGCAAUUUGCACUGCAACAGCAAGACUACGCUAGCAGAACACCGAAGGGGGAAGAACCACACGCUGAAGGCGAAGAAACGGUUGUCGCUGAGUUUUUGCGAGGUCUGCGAUCUGCAAUGCAAUAGCGAAAAGAUGCUCGCUCACUAUCGUAAUGGGAAGGCUCAUUUGGCAAAGCUUAGCAACUGCUGAUUGGAGAGGCUGUGAUCUGUGGAGCGAAAUGCCAGCCACGUCAUUUCAUUUUGAAGAGACUUCAGUUGACUUUUUAAAAUGCAUGCGGUUUCAUCAGACUGUAGAAUAUGAUGUUGUUUGGUUCAUGAAAUAUAACGCAAAUGUCAACAGUAAUGAUUAAUGCUUGAUUAUAGCGGUAACAAGUUCGAAUAGGUUGAUAUUAUUUUCUAGCGUGGUAUCUGAUUACGU
Zea mays is the source of this 1943-nucleotide messenger RNA. RefSeq lists its product as uncharacterized. The coding region runs from base 435 to 1715 and encodes 426 amino acids. Lineage: Eukaryota; Viridiplantae; Streptophyta; Magnoliopsida; Poales; Poaceae. The record is from RefSeq and is a predicted model, not a curated record. The transcript is spliced from 2 exons. Gene Ontology annotation, molecular function: nucleic acid binding; zinc ion binding.